AGUUACUGCCGGGUUGGUCCCAAUAGUCUCCAGUCUCCACCUUAGCUUUAUCUCUUACAAUUUCGCUGUUCCUCUAGGGUUUGUGUUCUUGCAGUUUGUUUCUUCACAAAAGAAAAAAAUGGAAUCAUACAGUAAUUCUCAGGCUGCUUAAAUAUUCAUAUAGUAAUUUAGUAAACGAAGAAACCCUUAAAUGGAAAGCUCAGAAUCAGAAGAGCCAGAGAAGAAGAGAACUCACUUGAAUUCCCCGCUUUCGCCUACUAUGGCUCGUAACUCUUCUACUUCUCCUCCCGAUAACAAAUCUGUUGAUGUUACAGUUCUUCAAUGCCAGAAUCAAAAGCUUGUUCAGCAAUUAGAUGUUCAGAAACAUGAAUUCCAUGGUCUUGAAGCCAAAAUUAAAGAACUAAAAGACAAACAAGCUUCAUAUGAUGGCAUGUUGAUCACAGUGAACAAACUAUGGAAUCAGUUGGUUGAUGAUUUAGUACUACUUGGCAUACGAGCUGGAGGAGGCCAAGAUUUUUUGCAAAUCUUGGAUCAUGCAGAUCAUUCAGGAGGUUCAAUUCCACCAUGCCCUGCUGAGCAGAUAUUUCUCUGCAGACUGCUAAAGACUGAUUCUAUUCAAAGCAAUGGAAAUGACGGAAUUGUUAGAUCUGUAGAAGAAGCCCUUGCCUCACGACACUCUUCUACUAUGGAGCUGAUGAAAUUUCUUGAAGAUACUAUUGAUGCUCAGAGGGCAAAAACUGAGAGCAUAGUAGAGAAUUUGAAUGGAAAGCUAUAUACAGAAGAUGCCAUCAUCCAGUUGUCCAAGAUUGAUGAUAUGAUGAAAGAUGAGGCUAAGAAUCUGCGUGAGGUGAUUGAUGUUCUCCACUCAAAGCAUAAGGAAUAUUCUGAUGAGAUUCAGACUUGUAUAAGCAACCAUUCUACAGAUCAAUCUGAGAUUAAACGAGUUGCAGGUGAUUUGGAAGAGAUCAUGGCUGAACUUGAAGAAAGUAGAAGAAAACUAGUCAAUUUGAAAAUGCAAAAGGAUGCAGCGGUUGGGAUUCAUAUGCCGGCCCCAAGUGCAGUAAAUGGAAACUUGUCACCUGAAAAGACUGCAGAUAGGUCGAAGCGUUUAAGGGAAUUGAGGGAUUCCCUUGACGAGACGAAGAUUCUGGCAGCUGACCGUCUUUCCGAGCUUGAAGAUGCACGAGAUGAAAAUCAGACCUUAUCAAAAGAAUUGGAAGAUCUUGAAAAUGAACUCAAGGAUGACAAACAUAUAUAUUCAUCUCGUCUCUACAGUUUAGUAGAUGAUCAGCUCCAGCAUUGGAAUGAUGAAGUGGAACGAUACAAAACACUGACAGAUUCUUUGCAGGCCGACAGGUCUUUUGUUGUGAGAAGGGAGAAAGAAGUGAAAGCAAAAGUAGAGUCAGCAGAUGCUGCAAGAAAUACCAUGGAUACUGCAGUGCCUAGGAUUGAAGAGCUCGAGCUGAAGCUGCGCAAGUGUAUUAUUGAAAAAAAUGAUCUUGAAAUUAAAAUGGAAGAAGCUGUUCAGGAUUCAGGGAGAAAGGAUAUUAAAGAAGAGUUUCGUGUUAUGGCCUCAGCUUUGUCUAAGGAAAUGGGCAUGAUGGAAGCACAGUUGAACCGAUGGAAACAGACUGCACACGAAGCAGUUUCCUUGCGUGAAGAAUCUAAAUCACUAAAAGCAUUGUUAAAUGAAAAGACAAAUGAACAAAAAUGCUUAGCAGGCAAAUGUGCUGAACAGGUGGCAGACAUAAAAUCUCUUAAGACUUUGAUUGAGAAGUUGCAGAAGGAGAAACAGGAACUGCAAAUAGUCUUGGACAUGUAUGGACAGGAGGGCUAUGACAACAGAAAUCUUAAUGAAAUAAAAGAAUCAGAACGUAGAGCUCGUACCCAAGCUGAAGUUCUGAAAAGCGCAUUGGAUGAACACAGUCUAGAGUUGAGAGUCAAAGCUGCUAAUGAAGCUGAGGCUGCUUGCCAACAAAGGCUUUCUGCUACUGAAGCUGAAAUAGCUGAAUUAAGAGCCAAAUUGGAUGCUUCUGAGCGAGAUGUUUCAGAGCUUAAAGAAGCCAUCAAAAGUAAAGACAAGGAGGCUGAGGCAUACAUUUCUGAAAUCGAGAACAUUGGCCAAGCUUAUGAAGAUAUGCAGACACAAAACCAACACUUAUUGCAGCAAGUCGGUGAGAGGGACGACUACAAUAUCAAGCUGGUAUCUGAGAGUGUGAAGACAAAGCAAACUCAAAACUUUCUACUCUCCGAGAAGCAGGCACUGGCAAAGCACCUUCAACAAGUUAAUGUGUCAGUGGAAUCAUUAAAAUUGAGGAUUGCUCAAAGUGAAGAGCAGAUGAAGCAUUGUUUGAUAGAGGCAGUUAGAUCCACUGAAGAAGACAGACAUCUUGCAAUCAAUCUUGAAAGUGCACGGUGGGAAUUGAUGGAUGCCGAGAAGGAGUUGAAGUGGCUUAAGUAUGCUGUUUCUUCUUCUGAAAAGGAGUAUGAGCAGGUCCAGAAGAAGAUAAAUGAAAUCCAAACGGAACUAGACAGUGAAAGGAGUGAAAGGAGAAGGCUUGAGGAAGAGCUCAUGGAGGUGAACAAUAAAGUUGCUGAGUUGACUUCUGAAACUGGUGCGGCUGCAAUACAGAGACUUCAAGAUGAGAUAAAAGAUUGUAAAAGUAUUCUCAAGUGUAGUGUCUGUUCCGACCGGCCUAAGGAGGUUGUGAUUGUGAAAUGCUAUCAUCUGUUCUGCAAUCCAUGUAUCCAAAGGAAUUUAGAGAUUCGCCAUCGGAAAUGCCCUGGAUGUGGAACUGCAUUCGGUCAGAAUGAUGUUCGGUUUGUUAAGAUAUGAACAAGCCUCUUAUUUUGUUGUUGAAGUUAGGUUUAGCAUUUAUUGCUUGUCAUAGAAGCUUGAUGUCAAGAGUUAAUUAUCUGAUGUGAGAACUAAUGGUCUCAUGUAAUAAGAUUGAAGAUGAAUUUAUGUUCCGAUGUAAUUAUUUGACCGAUCGUGUGUCUGUAAAUAUAUAACACGAAAAAGAAAAGCCCCAGGUGCUAUUCUUCAAUAGUUGAUUUGUAAAUGCUAGAUGCCGGGCCUCACCGUCUCGGUUUGUUUUGUUCU
Molecule: messenger RNA, 3103 nt
Organism: Populus trichocarpa (black cottonwood)
Lineage: Eukaryota; Viridiplantae; Streptophyta; Magnoliopsida; Malpighiales; Salicaceae
Product: E3 ubiquitin-protein ligase BRE1-like 2
Exons: 19
Coding region: 191-2836 (881 amino acids)
Cellular component (GO): HULC complex; nucleus
Molecular function (GO): metal ion binding; ubiquitin protein ligase activity
Source: RefSeq, a predicted model, not a curated record